Molecule: messenger RNA, 3666 nt
Organism: Fimicolochytrium jonesii
Lineage: Eukaryota; Fungi; Chytridiomycota; Chytridiomycetes; Spizellomycetales; Powellomycetaceae
Exons: 1
Biological process (GO): negative regulation of cell population proliferation
Source: RefSeq, a predicted model, not a curated record
GAGGAGCUCAAGAUUCUCGCACGUAUUGAAUCUCGAUUUGCAUUCCUUCCAAAUCCGAGAUUCCACAUAAAACGGCGUUUCAUGAAACGAACUGCUUCUGAAACAAGGGAGAUAUCGGUAUUCAAACCUCCUGGAAUAGAUAGAAAAUGGCUCUCGAAGGAGAGAAGUCAGUGUCUGGUUGCCGCAGGUUCUAAAGCUGCCGAAGAUGGGAGACACAUGACGGAUUCUCCCAUUCUCUCCAUGCCUGCUACGGUCUUCUUCACGGAUUACGCACCAGGAAACGUUUAUGAGAAAGAAGUGAUUAUCAAAAACGUAUCUAGUCAAUCACGCCGCUUUCGCCUGAGUGCGCCGCCACCUUAUACUCGAUCACCUGUGUUUGCGAUCAGUCUGAUUUCCGCACCUGCCGAUCAUGGAAUCAACGGACUAGUUGCGCCCGGGAUGAGCUUGCGGUAUCGGGUCUCUUUUAAGCCGACUUCACUGGCUACUUGUCGGGAAAGCUUCAUUGUUUCGACUGAAACAGGGAACAUAUUUACGAUUCCUUUCAUUGCGCAAAGAGAGCCCCCGUCGCUGACUUUACCGGGCAUCUUGGACUUCGGCCCAAGUCGAGCGGGGUUUGCAAAUCUGCGAGUUUGGGAAGUAAAAAAUGAAGGAGGACCAGGCCGAUUCCUUAUUGUUCCGGAGCACGUAAAAGUGGACCCUUUCACCGUAUUCGAUGCUAUGGGCGAUAUGGAAAAGUACGGAAGCACCACAAGUUCUCUGUUCGAAAUUUUCCCCACGUUCUUGUGUCUCAAGAAGGGAGAAACAUGUCAGCUCAUUGUUCGCUACUCUCCUCCGGGUUUGAAUCCGGAAGAGUUUCCUCAGGGUAGAUCGGAUGAGUCUCUGUUCAAGUUGGUGUGUGACAACUGCAUCGUGACAGACAUGCCCCUGAGAGGCAUGGCUCAGAACCCCCGCCUGAAAGUCAAGAAGAUCGAAUGCGCCGACGAGGUCAUUGAGGCGGAAGGCGCAACGAUUGGAAAUCUUCUCAACUAUGACGCCUACAUCCCUUUCGGAGCACAGAAUCUGCAAGCGACGACGACAUACUCGGUAACUAUUCACAACGAGUCAAUGAUACGUUUGCCCUAUUCCUGGGACGUAUUUGAUGUACCCCCCGACAAGAUGAGCGCGAGCGACCUGCUCCAUGGAAACUCUGAGUUCCAGGUUAUCCCCUCAAGAGGGUGGCUGGCCCCUCACGAGGACACGGUUUUCAAGAUUGCCUUCACGCCGGAAACGUUCAAGUGCUUUGACGUUGUUUGUGCUCUGCACCUGCUGCACAGCGAUCGGCGGAAGACGGUCAGUCCCAAAUCCAGUCAGGACGCCCGCAAGCGAAGUUAUGGCUCAGCUCUGUGGCUGCGAUGCACAAGUCAAAGCGUUCCUUUCCGCGUACACAUCACCCCGGAAAUACUUCAGGUGCCGGACACACUCUUCACAGGGUCGACAUACACAGCGGAUUUUCACAUCACUAACGAAAGUGCAUCUCCGAUUACUUUUUCAUGGGAGGUGGAAGAUGUGAAUGAGAAUACCAUGCAUAUCGGUGUCUCCCCGGCUUCAGGGGUCCUGAAUGCAGCAGCUUGUGCGAAAGCUAAGAUGCAAUUCAUAGGACUCUUCCCUGGCACAGUAAAGGGAACUCUGGCUUGCAAAAUUGCCAAUGGACCUACGGUGCGGAUACCAGUGAUUGCCGAAGUGGCACUGGCGCCGGGAGCCUUGAAUUUUGCGCUGCCUGUCGUUGAUUUUGGUCUUAUGCGACUAGGAUCCUCGAAGAAGAUCGAUGUGCCUCUGGUCAGCCGUGCACCGAUACCCUUGCAAUGGCGCGCGAGAGUUUAUAGGCACAGUCCUGAGAAAAAGCAGAAUGACUGCUAUAUGUCUUACGAACCAUCCCAGGGGCUACUUGCACCAAACUCCACACAAAUCAUCAGUAUGACAUGUGUACCCACAUGGUAUCAGGACUUGCGUGCAGUGUUGGAGUGUGUCGUUGUCGACGACGGGGAGCCUAUCGUGCCCUUGUCAGUAGAACGCAACUUCUCCGCGGCAACCAGCAAAACCCAGCCCGUGGCGGAGAGCUUCUCUGGGAGGAGCGUGGCAGUGGGGGCCGUUGAGAUCAGAGCUCAAGCUCAGACACCCAAAGCAAAAAUCCUCUGUCCUCACAAUGCGCUGUCGGGAUUCGUCGGCGUACCAUGCGAGUAUCAAGUCACUAUCGAGAAUGAAUCCCUUCUGGCAGCCGGAUUCAAAUGGAUCGGGUUGCAAUCUUCCGAAUGCAGCGUGUCCUUCGAACCGCAAACGGGCUGCAUUCCGGGCGGUCAAUCGGUGGACAUCAAAGUGCGAGUCGUCGCACACAUUGUUGGCGAACUGAAUAAAACAUUCGCGUGCCAGAUCGAUGGAAUGGUCGAGUCGGAUGGUGUCGUCGAAAUCACUAUGGACCUUGAAGUUUUUGGUAUCAAUCUGACUUUCCAUAUCCAAUCUUCAGAACCUGUUUUAGCUGCUGUCUCAGAAGAUGCUUUAGGUUCUCUGUCGUUCGACUUCGGCAUGGACUGUCCGAUAUUCGCGGAGCGCCAUAGCACAUUGACUAUACACAACCGCUCUGCGAUCAGCGCCCCUUUCCAAGUGGCCGUACAGAAAUACAGGGCAACCAAUCCACCUGAGGGGCCUCUCGGUCAGCAGGAUGGAGAUGGGCGGAGCCUCAAAUCGGGCGUCGGGCAAGCUACUGGUCAACUCAGUGGAUCGAACCCCCUCCUGCCGCUAAGCUACGACGAGCCUCUAGGGUUCAGUUCGAAAACCGGUGUACAAUACAUCUCGGAAAUCAAAGAAGUCAGGCGGCUGAUCAAACGAAUGGAUGAAUUGCUACGUGAGGGUCGCGGGGCGGCAUUUCAUUCCUCGCCGACCAACGGAACAAUCGGACCAUGGGGCACCGUUCAGAUUCGCGUUACAUCCUACAAUAAUCUUGUGGGCCUCUACGAAGACAAUCUCAUGUGCGACGUGAGAGGCUGGCCGUCCCUAUCGAUUCCCAUUCGGCUGGGCGUUGUGGGACUUCCGGUUCGAUUUUUUGGGGCUCAUCUGGUCGCAAAGCCAAAGAAUUCCGUUGACGUGCUCCCGCGCGUGAACUUUGGAACACGCCUGAAUAGCCUUACAUUCGGUAGUACGGAUGGCGUUCGACUCUAUCCAUACCCGCGAAGCGAUAUGACGGACGAUCAGAUGCAGGAGCUGAUUGACACGGAAGCCUAUAGCAAAGUUAUCAACAUCGAGAACCAGACGCCACGGGACAUGAAGUUCAGCUGGAUACUGUACAUCAAGCAUACGCCAGGAGGAACCGGUGUAUCUCCAUCGAUCGAAGAGAUCAUUAGUCCAGAGAACAGGCUGGACCCUGAUCAAUUGAGCACCUUCGGUGUUUAUCCAGCCACUCUGGUUCUUCCCGCAUUCAGAUCCACGUCGAUUCGAAUCUUCUUCCGAAGUGCUACGGUGGGGGCUUCCGAUUGUCUUUUGGUUGCAGAUGUCGGAUAUAUCCAAAAAGGCGGAGCGCCACUAUACGGGCAUGGUCGGAAGGAAUCUACACGUUAUCCCGCCACCGAUUCCUCGUUCCCGGCCAGUUAUUUGAAGUCCAUGGCUUGUGUUCAUAUCCAGGGUCGUGCUAUCGAG